GUAAAGGGGAGCAGCAGACUCUAAUUUCCUCCAAAGGACCCCAUUUCACUCCAGGUGGGGCUUUCAAUGGAGGAAUUACAGGAUCUCACAGCACUAGAGAACCUUUGCUUGGCCGCCCAGCCAUGCUAUUCAGCAAUUCCACUGGACUAGGGUUAUCUACGAUUGGGGGAAAAGUUAUUGAGGGCACACCGACCAACAUGGCAACACCGAGAGCUACCUCCUUUAGCGAAAUGCAUGCUUUCAACUCUCAUCGGAUUCCCGGUAGCGAGCCAAUUGGAACUAAGCCAAUGGAAACAUCCACAGUCAAGCUUUUUGGUAGCCCAAUGAACAUGUCCCCUCCUCAUCACAACAAAAUGAAUCAGCCUAUGUAGAGCAAGGCACAGACGUUGCUGAAGCCAACAGACACGGUGCUGUCAGAGUUGCAGAUCUCAGUCGCGACAUACGCAUUCAAUCCGCAAGGAGAAGCCAUGGAGGACUUGGUCAAGUUCGAGGAUUGCGUCCUCAAGAGACACCACAUCACGACACUGCGCCCAGGUCAGAUUCCGGAUGACAAAAUAUUUGUGGGAUUUGCAAUGAAAGUUACCUUAUCCAACCAACUCUAAGAUGCACCAACGUUUUGGUGUCUACCUCUGUCUUUUGCGGCUGACAUUCAAGAGGGCAAGGACACGCACCAACUCUUACAGAAAUAUAAGGACCCAUGGAUGAAGGGAUCAUCAACUUUGAAUUAUGCGUAUAUCCCCUUGAGGGAGCCAACAAGACACUGGUAUCUGAUGGUAAUUGGAUUCAGAGAGCGCAUUCUAUACCAUUUGGAUGCUUCAAUGACCGAAGAAGAGAGCAUUAGAAGAAAAGCCGUCAUUCGAUUUGUGGGGAAUGAGGUCUCUUGUAUAAUUGCGGCACCACACUUUCCACUUGAAUUCUUGAAGACUGCUGGAGGAGUUAUAUGCUUUGGGAUAUCAGAUGCUAGCGGAUUACCAUCAUUUCAAACUCGUGCAGCCUCUGAGAUUUGGGUACUGAAUUGGAUGGCAAUGGGAGGUGCUUUCCAGCACAAUCUUCAUCCCCAGAUGAAUGACAGCAUGGUCAGAAUGCAUACUGUGCUAGGCCUCUUGAUGUCUCCUUUUAAUGAGAGUACGGAAUGGAUGAAGAAGAAUGAAUCAACAGUUUGAGUUUAUGCAACUGGAAGGCUUAAUGCGAGUAUUAUUGUAUGUUAAGUAGUAUCGUCAUUCUUUAUUUGGCUUUGAAGACUAUGUUUGUUGUCAUCGUUUUGUUGAAUUUGGAGGCUAUGUUUAUAGCUAUUUACAACCAGUAUGAAUCGUAUGUUAAGUACUCUAUAGUCGUUUAUCCCUAUGAAUUAUGAUGCAUUAAGUCAAUUGUCAGCUA
Molecule: messenger RNA, 1377 nt
Organism: Arachis ipaensis
Lineage: Eukaryota; Viridiplantae; Streptophyta; Magnoliopsida; Fabales; Fabaceae
Source: RefSeq, a predicted model, not a curated record